GUCAAGGCAACGGGCGCGAGCGUGCGGCUCAGGCUUGCCAGCCUUUUAAAUGUUGGCUUGAAACGGCCGUUUGUUCAGCUCGAGCGGAGAGCGGCUCUUUAAAUUAACACGGGCAGCGGCGGUGGAGUCCGGAAAUGUCAGUGUACCAGAAUCAAGUAAAAUUUCAUGGAUUUGUACCAUGAUUGAUUCCCUAAUCGAGGAGUUACUAAGGAAAUUGAUGAAGUUGCUUUGGAUGGAUGUUAACCUUCAACUUUGCUGCCCUAUGACAAUAUUGCAGCUGUACCAAACUGAACAAUUCAUAUGCGCUUGAUAUAACAAUGUUAUCUGCUAAUGUGAUCACGACCCACAGAUCAGACUGGGUCUCCUUUAAUGAUGAUGCACAAUGCACAGUGUAUGCAAGUGAAGCAGGUUCAAGAGUGCUUCCUACUUCAGAAGUCAGCUGGACAACCCAUUCUGAAGAACUCAAUAAUCUGAGUUUGGCUUUGUCUAAAACAAAUUUGCAUUCUACUGAUACAGACGAUCUGCACAUUAGCAGAAUUUCCAGACUCGAGACUCCAGAAACAGGCUCUUACUAUUGUCACCAUGGAACAAGAAUGGAAACAGUGAAUAGAAAUCCCAAUAACAUGCAGCUGAAUGGGUGCAAGAUGUCAACAGCACGCUUUUCAAGCUGGGUGACAUUUGAUGAUGAUCCAGAUCUUAUUUCACCAGUACAAACAUCUCCUCUAAAACCAGGAAUUUCUCACAACGGUACAACUCAAGAAAACAACAAGAUUCUCCAGGGACCUCAAACAGGCUUUGAAAAAACAGCAUCAAAGAAUAAUUUGGUGGAUUUUUCUGCUGAAGAAAAGAAUGAUGCACUUGCACUAAUCAGUCCAACCAUAAACCCAUUUUCGCCAGUUCGCACCACUAACCCUUUUUUGGAUGAAUCUCUACGUGAUGUCCAGCCAUCACCAAUCAAUCCAUUUCAAGCAUUCUUUGACCAAAAUGAAAAGUCAGCCUUGGUGAACUCAUUAGCAGACACAUCUCAGAUCUUUCAACAGCAAAAUGUACCGGACUCUCCAUUUUCUGAUUUACAUCCCAAAUGCCAAAAGGAUUCUGUUCCUACAUCAGGUCAUCCUCCAGAUCCUAUUUCCCCAUAUUUUGGAAAUCUAAAUGCUCAAAGGAGUUUAGUUAUGUUCAAGAAUUCUCCAGAUUUGGCCUCUCCACUUCCAACUGUAAGUGCUAAUGAUCAGGAGGAUUCCGUUUUCAUUAAUUCUUCGAAUUUGAUGUCCUCAUUUUCUGAUGUAAAAAUCCGAAAUCAAAGGGAUUCUAUUAUUUUCAGUGAUGAAGAAGAUCUGAUUCCCCCAUUUCCUGAUGGAAAAUCUAAUAAUCAGAUGAAUUGUUCUAUAAUCAUGAAUUCUGAAGAUAUGAUCUCACAACUUCCUUCUGCAAUUGUAAAUGAUGGAAACAUCAAUAGUCAAAGGGAUUCUAUUAUGGCAUUUGACCACUGUCCAGACUCUCCCUUUUCCAGUUCUCACAUUAAUGGUCAAAGAGAUUCUAUUAUGUUUAGUAAUGCUUUAAAUGCCACAUUUACAGAUGACCCAAUAAACUACAGCUCUCAUCUUGAUGCUCUAACUCGGCUUAAACAAAUUCACAUUGAGGAUCCAGAUCAGCUUGAUAGUCCUACCUUACCUGAUGACCCUUUGCACUCUCCAGAGGCAGAAAGCAAUACAUUUAACUUUAACUACCUGCAGCCUAAGGAUGGUUGGCCAAUGAUGCUGAGAAUACCUGAGAAAAAGAACAUCAUGUCAUCAAGACACUGGGGCCCUAUAUAUGUCAAAAUGCUAGAUAAUGCAUGUUUACAGCUCUUUUAUGAAAAGGGUCUUGAGAAGCCUUUUCGGGAGGUUCAACUUCUGCCCUGCCAUGAGCUGUCUGAACUGAAACUUCAGAACUUUGAUGAAAAUGGGAAAAUACACACUAUAAGUAUAGAUAAAGUAUUAUACAAGGAAAAACGGAAAUAUCAUCCGAUGCUAACAGUAGUACAGACACCAGUCCGGGUGCAAGUGAUGAAAUUGGGCACCACAAUUUAUGAAGAUUAUGUAAGUUUUAUGACUACAGUUCAGGAUACACUAAUGAAAUUACCGAGUGGCAGAGAUAUUUGUGCCAAUUACUUUGAAGAAGAGAUAACUGUGGAAGUACAGGAUGAAUUUAAAGGUAUUGUGGCUAAAGCCGACAACAGACUCAUCCAGCAUUCUGUGGUCACUCAUGUCAAUGUUCUGGCAUUUGUGUCUGGAAUGCCAGAAUGUAGGCUAGGCUUCAAUGAUGUUCAAAUGAAGGGACGUGAAGUUGUGUCACGGCAUGACAUUAUUCCCACAACCACAACUAAAUGGAUUAAAAUGAAUGACUACCAGUUCCAUACAUGUGUGGCUGUUGAUGAAUUCAAAAAUUCCAGAUUAAUUAAGUUUUUACCAUUAGAUGGUCAUAGGUUUGAAUUAAUGCGUUUCAGGACUACCUUUGGUGAAAAGACACUUCCUUUCUCCCUUAAAACCUUAGCGACUGUUAAGGGUGCUGAAGUGGAGCUUCAGUCUUGGUUGGUGAUGUCAUCUGGGUUUGUGUCUAAUCGGGAUCAUUUUGCAGCAAUGCCUUGUGAAAAUGUGAUGAUUCGGUAUCCAGUCCCAACAGAUUGGGUUAAGAACUUUCGACGAGAAGGUGUCUUGCGAGAAAAGUCCCUGAAGGCCAGAGUUAAUAGGAGUGCCAGCUUUGGUAGUGCUAGCAUGUCUGGCUCAGAGCCUGUCAUGAGAGUAACAUUGGGAAGUGCCAAGUAUGAACAUGCCUUUAAGGCUAUUGUAUGGCGAAUCAACAGACUCCCGGACAAAAAUUCAGCUUCAGGCCAUCCACAUUCUUUUUACUGCCACCUUGAACUGGGAUCUGACCGGGAGGUGCCUGUUAGUUUUGCCCACUAUGUGGAUGUGGAAUUCGACAUGCCCAGUACUUCAGCAUCCAAAGCAGCAGUUAGAUCAAUUGGAGUGGCCAAUAAGAGUGAUGUGAGAAAAUGGGUUGUUUACAAAGCUCACUACAGUUAUCAGGUGGAAAUGGAACAGAAAAAGAUUCAGGCUGCAAAUGUGGAUGGUAUGGAAACUGAUCAUCCAAAUGAGUGCGUUCAGCAAUGAAAUCCUCUAAAUUCAGAAGCAAGAUAAUCGACUUAGUACUUUUACCAUGGAAAUUCAACCCGUCUAUGUAUCAAAUAGCACAAUGCUGCUAUUAUACAAGUUUCAAGCACCGAAGAGAACAAAAGAGAAUUUUGAAUUCAGUGUUUUAUGAAUUUGAUUGGGCCAAGAUACUGUGACAGGAGCAGUUAAGAACCUAGAUGACAGAACAAGUGUGGAUUCAAUUCCUCUACAGAUUUUACGGUCAUUCUCACUAAAUAACGCAUAACUGAUAUUAUUUUUAAUCUUGUGCAUACUCAGAAACUUAAGCAGAGUUGGGAAAUGUGGGUAAUACAAGUCAUAUUUUAGGGUAAAUAUUGAUCUUUUAUUUUGUUGUUUUCCCAUUUCUUUGGGGGUAGAAGAGAAGAAUCAUCUCACAUUUGCAUUCAGGAGCCCUCUUUGCUCUUGCCUUCCUGCUCAGUGUGUAUCUGAGAUUGAGGUUUGUUAAUGGACACUUUUUUUCAAAUGGGUCUGAAAUGAAAAUCUUUAAAUUUAAAGAUGCACUGGUUCAUUCCUUUGAUCUGCUGAGAGAUGAUAGUUUUCAAACUCCAUGAUUGUCUAUUUUUAAAAAAUGAAUAGCCUUUGGAACAAUGAGGUCCUGUACUUGAAAAUUAAAUGUUUUGCACAGCUGCAAACAAUUAUUUUAUUGCUAAUAUUCUAUUUCAAUUCAACACUGAUAUCUUAGUUAGAUAGACAUUCUGACUGUCAUACUGACUAGGAGUACUGGUUCAAGCCCCAGCCUGAGGUGAAUUUGCUGAUCUCAUUUCUGGCAUCAAUGCUGUAAUUAGCCUCAGCAUCUUUGGCACAGCAAAGAAAAGAAUCAGCUCAAAUUUGCGUCAUUUGUGUAAUUCCGUAUGAACCACUCGGUAUCCUAACUCAUGAAUUAUGUAAGUCUAGAAGGUUGCCAGUUUCUGUGGAAAACAUAAUCAAUCAAUAAUAUCAACAGGAAACAAUUACAUAGGGACUUUGUCGAUUGUUGCUAAAUCUCCAUAACUUCCGCAAUUAUGAUAUCUUUGGACAAAAAUUGAAUCUUUAUCAUUCUAUUAAAUUUUAAAAAUCAAAUUAUAAUACAUAGCUCAGCACUAGGAUGUGAGAUAAACAUUUAUAUGAUAGAGCAAAACGGAAAAAACAGAAAGGGGAGAUAAUUAUGGAUCUAAACUGUAAAUUAGUAUGCCUAGACUGGAAGGUGAAUUGUACAAGAAUGCAAAGGUGAAGGUAGUACAAAGGCAAGAAGGAGGAAAAUGCAACAGAAGUUUGUAUCUAGUAUCUCUGUAUUGGGUACAGACUCCUUAGAUUAGACAUUGCUGCAAGUGUCACAGCAGGCAUCAUCAGAUAGCUUGACUAAAAUAAUGUUGCUGAACAAGUAUUAGUAAUGUUAACAAAAUAAUAAUAUUGCAAGACUUUUCUACUGAAUUGCACAAAGAAUUGGAGGAAGGAUAUUAAAUCUUUUAGCUUGUGCAAGGGAGAUUUAUUAGAAAAAUAUCAGGAAGUUGAAACUUCAAUUAUGUGGAGAGGCUAGAAAAACGUGUAUUGUUCCUUUGAGCAGAGAAGGUUAAUAGGAGGUUGAAGAGAGGUUUGAUUUUGGUAGAUAAUGUUUCCACUGGCAGCAGACCAGAUGACCAGAGGAUGCAGAUUUAUGAAAAUUAGCCAAAGAACCAGAGAAAAUGUCUUGUCUUUCCACAGAGAAUUAUGAUCUGGAAUAGGUUGUGGAAUCCGAUGCGCUCUAACUUUCAAUUAGAUAUAUUUGAAAAAAAGAAAUGUGUUUGGAUGUGGGAUUUGGUUACUGGGAUUGAUUGGAUAGAUCAUAAAAUCAGCAUAACUAGGCUAUUCAUCCCAUUGAAGCUGCUGCGCCAUUUAAUGAAAUAAUGGCUGAUCUGAUGAUCCUCGGCUUCACUUCUUCCCUUUCUUCAGUACCCUUGAUUCCCUUAAAUGAUCAAAAAUGUGUCUAUUAUAUAGAUAAAGAUAACUCUCACAAUACAUCAACACAGAUAUCUGAGCCAAGUGGCUUCUGAGUCCUGUGUUACCUUUGUAACAAUAGGGCAUAAUUGACAGGAUGUUAAGUAUGCGAGACCUAAAGGAAACUUUUGACAUAUCAUAGUUUGUUUAUACUUUUUUCAUGAUUAUAGUUUGUAUAUUCUGAAAACUGGAAGGAUAUUGAGAUACCAAGGGCAUGCAUUUAUUCAAGAAGAAAUACUGGGAUUAGUAUGAGUGCAAAGCCAGAAUGUUUAAAACUAAAUCUUUUUUUUUGAGUCUUGAAACAAAAUGUAUUAUAUGCACAGGCAUCAGAAAUAAAUAUGUGCACUUAUAUAGCAUUUUAUCCUUUUGCAAAUAUUUUUAUUUUUAAGUACAGUGUUGCUGAGUGAGACCAAACUGGUUGUGUGCAUUAUUUAGUGGAAGUGAUUCGCAACUCAACAGUUUCAUUGUCAAAACAUAAUGAGCUGCAGAC
Messenger RNA from Hemiscyllium ocellatum (epaulette shark), 5631 nucleotides. It is a transcript of the gene ston2, whose product is annotated as stonin 2. The transcript has 6 exons. Gene Ontology annotation, biological process: synaptic vesicle endocytosis; regulation of endocytosis; clathrin-dependent endocytosis. Gene Ontology annotation, molecular function: clathrin-cargo adaptor activity. The coding region runs from base 318 to 3149 and encodes 943 amino acids. Gene Ontology annotation, cellular component: AP-2 adaptor complex; synaptic vesicle. Lineage: Eukaryota; Metazoa; Chordata; Chondrichthyes; Orectolobiformes; Hemiscylliidae. The record is from RefSeq and is a predicted model, not a curated record.